GCAGAGAUUGAGAAAAUGUCUUAAGAAGAAACAGUAAGUGUAGUAGGGAGUGAGGUGAUGCCCCUGGAGUAUGGUAGCAUGGACUCGGAGAGUAGUCUGUCUCCAUCGAGCUCGGAGAGGACGGUGGAAGGGGUAGGAGGAGGUGAGGGAGUGAGAGGAGGGGAGAUAGUUGGUAGCAGAGGAGAUGGUGUACCCAUCACUGUGGUAGAAAUGGAGGGUAGGAGAGAGAGGGGUUAUGAUAUAGAUGCAGACAUAGUGGAAGAGGUGAAGCAGUAUAGGUCUGAACUCGGGGCCAAGGAUAGCCUGGGUCAUUUAGUGGAGAGUUAUGAAAUCUUUUCCCGAGUGUUAGUUAGGCCGACUGGGGUAGAGGAGAGGGCGUGCUCUGCUCCUCGGGAUCAUUGGAUGCCUGUAUAUGCCCACUAUUUGUUAGCCGGGCUUAGGUUUUCAAUUCCUAAGUUGCUAGUAGAUGAUACGGAGUGGGAGAGGGGGGAUACCAAGGUGGAGGAGUUAGCAUCUUGGAAGGCUAAAAGAGCCAACCAGAAUAAGUUUAGCUUAAAUGAGGAUGAGGAGGAGGAAGUGGGGAAAUUUUUGAACACUGCUGGAGGAGUGGCCAUUCCCAAGAAGCCAAGGAAGAAGUCAAAGACUUCAACCAAACAAGUGGAUGAAGGAGGAGUUGGGAAAGAGAUAGUGCCCAGCAUUGUAGCCGGAGUGGAAGAGGAGGAGCCAGAGCUGCAGUUGAAGAGAAAAAGUAGGGAGAAGAGAGGGCACUACAGAAGAAGAAGAAGGGAGUCUAAGGAGGGGGCCGAGGUACGGGCUCCUGGCAAGGGAAAGGGUCCUGUUCCCCCGUUUUCCUUUCAGAGCAGCUUGUUCGAGGUGAAGAACAUGACGGGGGCGAGGAGGUUUAUCAACACCACCUUCCUCGAAGUGGACAAGCGUCAAGCACGGGACGAGGCUCUGAGGUAUUGUGGGGCUUCAGUGGUGAAGCAUGUUUUGGAGAGCGCGAGCUGGGUGAAUGGUCUAGCCCAGGAGUUCAUGGAUAGUGUGAAGAAGCGCUCCCUCUUACAGAGGCAGUGUGACCAGCUACAAAAAGAGAAGGAGGAGCUGGAGAAGAAGAAUAAGGAACUACAAGAGGCGCUAAACGAGGUGGUUCCAACUGUGAAACAGUUGGAGCAAGAGAGGGCUUCCUUGAGCACCAAGCUCGUCUUUGAGGAGAGCAAACGAAAGAUCUUUGAAAGCGAGUGUGAGGCUCAGGCGAAGGAAAUAACGUUGAUGAAGGAAGCUUUCGUGGAGCUGAAGGAGAAUGUGCAGAUGUUGGUGCACAAUGGGAUGAAGGAGCACAUCAACAACUUCAUCAGCUCUAGUUCGUUUGACAACAUCGUCAACUUGUACCGGCUACCAACUACCAUUAUUGCUUUCACGAACUGCAGAAAGAAGGUGAAGGCUGAAUAUCCCGAAGUGGAUAUUACAAAGAUCACCUUCGGCGAGCAAGAAGAAGGAGUGGAGGAGAAUGACGGACGUGUUGUUUUCCCUCCAAAGUUCGACUUUGAGUUCGUUGCAGUGGAGGAAGAAGGGGCAGAGGUAGACGAAGACGAAGUGGAGGCAGGAGUGGAAGGAACUGAAGUGGAUGAGAGCCAACCAGUUCCAGAAGUGGAGAUUCAUCUAGUUCCUUCUGACGAUGAGCAGCCUCCUCUGCCAGACGAGCAGCAGCCAACACAGCCACCUCUUCCAGCGGAGGAAUAAUUUCUAUUUUUUGUUUUUCCUUUGAUGUUUUUAUUGUAACAAUAGUAAAACAAUCUGUUGUAAUACUGUUUACUUUGAAUGAAAAUUCAGUUUUAACGUUACAUGUUGUGUUUGCUUUAUGUUUUUGUUAUUUUAUAUUAAUAAAAGAACUGAAAUUAC
This is a messenger RNA of Rubroshorea leprosula, 1899 nucleotides long. The record is from the annotation of a GenBank genome assembly. Lineage: Eukaryota; Viridiplantae; Streptophyta; Magnoliopsida; Malvales; Dipterocarpaceae.